Molecule: messenger RNA, 1504 nt
Organism: Mizuhopecten yessoensis (Yesso scallop)
Lineage: Eukaryota; Metazoa; Mollusca; Bivalvia; Pectinida; Pectinidae
Product: astacin-like
Exons: 12
Coding region: 43-1443 (466 amino acids)
Biological process (GO): proteolysis
Cellular component (GO): membrane
Molecular function (GO): metalloendopeptidase activity; zinc ion binding
Source: RefSeq, a predicted model, not a curated record
UUUGUCCUCGUCAGUUCGUUGAGGAAACAGAAAGGACUCAAAAUGCACCUUGUAGCUCUUUGCGUUGUUCUCUUCGGCGUUGUCGUAGCUCUGCCAGUGGAUCAGCAGGAUUCAUUUGUCGAUCUCGGUGAUGACUACGAUGAAUCAUUUUAUCCCGAAGAGAAUCCAGGGCUAUUUGAGGGCGAUAUUGUUCUCCGAGGAGACCAGAACCCAUCUCACAAGAAUGCCAUAGUGGGAUCCUACCAUCACUGGCCAAAUGGAGUGAUUCCUUACUCUGUCCAUUCAUCACACAAUACUGCAGCACAUAAGGAAAUCUUCGCCAAGGCUAUGGGUGAAAUCAUGAACAAAACUAUGGUCAACGGUAAAAAAUGCAUAUCCUUUGUUCCCCGAAGCAGUGAAAACACAUACAUCCAGUUUACUUCCGGAUCCGGCUGCCACACCCCUAUCGGAUACAUGCACGGCCACAGGUCUGACGUCACUCUGGGACGUGGAUGUUUACGUCAUGGCACCGUCAUGCACGAGAUCUUGCACGCGCUCGGAUUCUGGCAUGAGCAAAGCCGAGCUGAUCGUGACAACUACGUGACAAUCAACUGGAAUAACAUUGAGCAUGGUCACGAGGGUAACUUCAACAAGUACGUGCUGGGACGUACCAUUGACCACCUAGGUAUGCCCUACGAUUACGGCUCCGUCAUGCACUACAGUGCCUACGCCUUCGCCGUGGACAGGAGCCAGAUGACUAUCAUUCCUAAACAACAAGGUGUCACCAUCGGUCAGCGAGUCCGACUGAGUGACCAGGACGCUAAAGAGAUCCAGAUUUACUAUGGAUGUAUCCCCCGUCCCGAUGGUCAUGCUACGACAGCUCCACUCCACACCUCAGCCCCACACCACACAUCAGCCCCAGUCGCUACCCAUACGCCUAUUAUCACACACAUUUCAUCAACACCCCAUCCCGUCACAAACGGUGCUACCACCUGCUCGUUUGACCAUGGUCUCUGCGGAUGGACACAGUCCACCACCGAUACCAUGAAUUGGUCAGUUGGUCACGGUUCCACACCUAGCCGUAACACUGGACCUCAUGCUGACCAUGACAAUAGCGCUUCCGCCCACUACUUGUUCUUGGAGUCCUCUCAUCAUUCCGCGCAGAGGGCAGUACUUAUCUCACCUACUUACCCAUCCGGGGACUAUUGUUUCCGCCUAUGGUACAAUCUCAACGGUGCCGACAUUGGCAGUUUCAAGAUGUACUUCGUUCACGGGACUCAUCGCGUCCUGAUGCGUACAAUCACCGGCAAUCAUAACGAUAUAUGGCACCACGCUACUAUGCACCUCAGGCUGUCUGGUUCCUCGACCUUCCACUUCGAGCUUGAAGGUACCACAGGCCACAGUUACCACGCAGACAUGGCUAUUGAUGAUGUUCAGGUCACUCCUGGUCAAUGCACUCAUUAGAUAUGUUGAAAAUUGUUACAUAUUAUUUAUUGACAAUAAAACUAUUAAUUUACUUUCUGUA